Messenger RNA from Stereum hirsutum FP-91666 SS1, 684 nucleotides. RefSeq lists its product as uncharacterized. The coding region runs from base 1 to 684 and encodes 227 amino acids. The record is from RefSeq and is a predicted model, not a curated record. The transcript is spliced from 2 exons. Lineage: Eukaryota; Fungi; Basidiomycota; Agaricomycetes; Russulales; Stereaceae.
AUGCCUGUCGAUCUAUCUCCUCCAUCGUCCCUCGACGAGGCAUUCAUGAUCGCAUCGGCUGCCCAAAAAUAUGAUAUGCGUAGUGCUAUGGAGCGUUCCCGCGGACUUCUUCGCAACUUCGUGAGCGACUCUAAUUGCAUACGUGCGUACGGCACAGCCUAUCGUCUACGUCUACGAGAGGAGAUGAUUAUGGCCGUCCCAUUGACCUUGCGGCGCGACCUAUCCCUAAGCAGCCUUGGGGUUGACCUUCGCCAUCUCACGGGCUCUGCCCUAUACGAUCUAUGGGUCUACCGUGCUACAUGCGCCAAAGUGAUAUCCAAAUUUAUCGACCAGAAAAUAAGCAACGGAGACGGUGCCGAGUGGCUUCCUCGUGGACAUAGUACCUCUGCGUCUAGAGGCUGCAUCAGUACUAUCAUGCGCACAUCUAUACCUGCCUGGUAUCAUGCAUUUGUUGGUCAAAUUGCCCUGACCAUGGCGGAAGACCCCGAGCAACGCUUUCCCUCUCGCUCACAAAAAUUGGACAGCCUCAUCUCGGCGUGUCAGGAUCAUUCCAAGCACUGCCGAUACUGCCUGGAGAAGUAUGACCAUGUCGACGUAUAUCGACAGAUGUGGGCGAAGUUGAUGGAUACUAUCGACGAAGUCAUCGCGCAGGUCGAUCUAGCUAAACAGUUUUCGGGGUUUUAA